Molecule: messenger RNA, 1266 nt
Organism: Caenorhabditis angaria
Lineage: Eukaryota; Metazoa; Nematoda; Chromadorea; Rhabditida; Rhabditidae
Source: the annotation of a GenBank genome assembly
AUGAUAAAUUUUACUGAAAAUAUAAUAUCGGUUCAUGCAUCAGCAGUGGAUUGUCUUGAACCAGCUCCAGAAUAUUAUGAGUGAGUUCUGAUUUAUUUAGCACAAACUUAACUAUAGUUAGCGAGUUAAUUCUUUAGAAAUCUGAUGCAUUAUUUGCAUUUCAUAACUCUUCCAAAUUAUAUAAUUUCUUUAUACGUUUUAAUUUGCAAUGCUCCACCAGCUCUUCGUCAAUAUCGUAAUUAUCUUCUCUGGCACACUUUCGGAAAUAUCAUUUUUGAAAUUUAUAUUUCCGUGUUCUUUCUCCCAGUUACAUAUUUACCUCUGGUUGUUUUUCGUGGAGCAGGAAUUUUGAAGUAUAACAACACUCAAGGCCUCCUCCAAUUUUACUUGAUGAUUUUCUGUGUUGUUCAUACAGGAACUUCAAUUCUCGAACUUUUUCGUUAUCGAUUUGAUGCUGCGAUUGGAGAAGAGACUUUGAGCAAAAAAAUCUUGCAUAAAAUUGUUAUAUUUUUCUGGAUUUUUGCGUUGGGUAUACCAAUUUUCUGUAUUAUCACAAUGCCAACAUGUGUUCCAAAACAAGAUCAUUUUAAGCAAAAUUUGAUAAGAGUAAGAUGAAAAUCUUGUACUUAUUGCAAAAUAUAAAAUAUUUCAGGAAUAUCCAAAUUCUCCAAUUCAAAUAUUAUGUGAUACAACUGUAGUUGCACCGCCUUUACUCGAUCCAAUAUUUACACCAAUAUUAUCUUUAAUUGUGUUUGCAAUAAUCACAGCUGCUAUUAUAAUUCCUCAUAUAACUGUUACAAUUUGGAUGCGAUUAGAUUAUUUAUCGAUGCAUUUAUCAGCAAAAACUGUGCAAUUACAGAAAAUGCUUCUAAUGAGUCUUUUCAUUCAGGCAGCAAUUCAUGGGACACUUUUAGGAAUUCCAAUUUUUGGAUUUCUUUAUGCGAUUUUAUUUUCACUUGAACAUGAUUGUAAGUUUUAUUCAAAAAACUUGAAUAAACUAAUGAAAUCAUUUAAAAAAACUAUUUUUCAGGGAUAGCCUAUAUUCUUUUACUUCUUGUAUCUUUUCACGGAAGCGUUUCCACUGUUGCAAUGGUUUAUUUCACCAAACCAAUACGUUUGGCCUAUGUUGGAGUUAUUUUCAGAAUUUUUCGAAUUGAGCCGAAAAAAGUAGAUGAUAUUGGUUUGGGUCAGCGCGAGAUUUUCUCAACGACUGUCGCUAGCAAAAAGUCGAGUGUGUUUUCAGUGACAGCAGUACAACUUUUUUGA